Plutella xylostella (diamondback moth) is the source of this 3123-nucleotide messenger RNA. RefSeq lists its product as uncharacterized. The record is from RefSeq and is a predicted model, not a curated record. NCBI's taxonomy places the organism in Eukaryota, Metazoa, Arthropoda, Insecta, Lepidoptera, Plutellidae.
AAAGUACUAAAUACAGUUUUCAUGAUGACUGUACAGCUGGUACUUAGGUACUUACCUAUAUUUUUCCUGUAAGAAUAAAAUCAUAAAAACCCAACACAACAAACAUAUGACUCAAUUAUCCAUGAAGUUACGCAAUUAUAGUUCUUAUUAUGAUAGUCAUAUAGCCUAAGGAUAGUCUUUAACAUUGAAAAGAAUUACUACUUAUUCUAUGGAUUUCUUCAAGUAUAUAAACCUAUGCUAACUAAAAUUCAUUCAGUCACACAUCACACUCAUAAUGGAGCAUACGAAAUUUAUUGUGCUUCUAACAAUAGUUGCUUCCGCUAGCAGCAACGACUUAACCUUAGGACAAGGAGACAGAGGCCUUCUUAUUUACAACAUCACAGUCGAGGCAAGUCCAGCCAUCUGGCGACAAAUUGAUACUAUUGUUGUCAAUGCAACUGAAAACAAAGUCAUCAGCAAGAUUGACAUAACAGAUUUAAGGCCAGAGAAGGAUGGAGAAGCGAAGAUUACUGACGGCGGGGUUGGACUUAAAGAUGUGACGAUUGAAUUAAAGAGUCCCACAGUUUUGCGAGGAUACAAAUUCCUAGUGCAAGUGUUUGAAGAAGAACAGUCUACAAGAGGCAUCAGCACAACCGAAGGUGCUAAAGGUAAUCAAGAAAACAAACAUCCCAGUAUUGUUGGACAAGAUUUUCCGAACUUUAAGCAAGCUAGAACAAACUUGGAUGAUACGAAGAGCCAUGGACAUAUUCCGGUUUUGUCUACGUCGUCAACUACUGAAAGUUCAAGAAAAUAUCCGGAACAUUCGUCCAGAAAUACGAGGGAUGCUAUCAAGGCUGAGCCAAGUCCGCCUGUAGCUGGUGUUAAGGAUAGCGAUAAAGAACAUGCGUCAUCCACUCCCGCUCCUAAGAACAACAAGAAUGCAGCAGACACUAAAGAUGCAAAAUCAAUUGAGCCUGAUGCAAAAAGCUUCGCUGAAAUACCGUCGUCAAAUACUGCCGACGCCCCGAAAACUAAAUUGGAUUCUGCCAAAACAACACCACAUACAACAACGGCUCUAACUCCCGAAGCUACGACAAAACACAACGCAGACCAUAAAAGAGAUACAAAAGAAGCUACCGAAAAACCAGUGAAAAUUAGUGCUGUUAAGAGUGACAUGAACCUUGAACCUAAAGAUGCCAAAGGAAAUGAUACUGGAGUGAAAAUCCUUACCGACGCAUCCAUUGUAACACCAGCAACUCAUUUAGCAUCAACGAAUGAACCAAAAACUAAUAUGGAUGCUGCUAAGACAACACCUGUUAGUUUUUCCGAUGAAGCCACAACAAAACAUAGUGCUGACCAUAAAAGAGAUACAAAAGAAGCCACAGAUAAAGCGGUAAAACUUCCUGUUUAUAAGAAUGAAAAGAGCCUUGAUGCUAAAGAUGCAAAAAUAAACGAUUCUGAAGCUAAAACCCCUACUGAUAUACCAGCAGCAAACCCAAUAACUUUAGAAUCUACAGAAGCACCAAAAACGAAUAUGGAUGCCACCAAAACAUCACCUCAUCCAGUAGGUGUAACUCCUGAUACUUCGACCAAGCACAGCGCUGACCACAAAAGAGACACGAAAGAAGCUGCUGACAAAGCCGUAAAAUUACCUGAAAUUAAAAAUGGAAAGGGUCUAGAAGCUAAAGAUGCCAAAUUGAAUGAAACUGCAGCUAAAAGCCUUACUGACAUACCUAUAAUAGCUCCAAUAAAUCUGUUAGCUUCUACAAGCGUACCAAAAACUAAUCUGGAUAGUGCCAACACAACACCUGUAACUGUUCAUAGUGAAUCUACUACAAAACACAGCACUGACCAUAAAAGAGACACGAAAGAAACAUCAGACAAAUUGGUGAAAGGUAGCGUAACAGAUUUCACAACUGAAGCGGCAAAGAAACAUGAAAAUAUUGAUCAUAAACUUAACAAAGAUAAUAUUAAAACAUCAGAUUUACCAAAAGUUGAUAUGAAAUCUGAUAGCACAACAAAACAUGAUGUUGAACACAAAAUGAACGAAGACAAAAACAAAAGCAUGCCAAAGGCCACAGGAAUCUCCGAAAAAGAUCUAAACCCAUAUGGACCUGCACCUGUAAUUGACGACUUCGAUUUUGAGGCUCAACUUACUUCAAUAAUGACACGUAAUAAAGAUGCGAAAACUAAAGCAAUCGGUUCAGAUUUAAAACCUGAUGCCCCAGAAUCCACUCACGAUGUAAAGAAUGACGCUAUGAAUUUGAACAAGAAUGGUCAAAAAACAAAAGAUGACAUUGAGAAUACUAAGCCAUAUCCUUAUUUAUCUCGACCUCAAACUCCAUCAGGAAAUGCUAAACUAGAAAGCACUACUAAACAUUCCGAACACAAGAGAGAUACUAAGGACGAUAAACAUAAAGACACAAAAGAAAACAACCCAAAGGAAACAAAAGAAGACAAAAUGGAAAAGUCUGAGUCCAAAACAGUUGAUGAAGUGAAAAAUGCGGCUCACGAUAAGGCAACCGCUACAAAAACCGGAGCCGAGUUGAAACCAAUCGUAUCUUUGCAGUAAAAAUGUUAACUUAGAUAUUUAUUAUAUGUAUUUGAUAUUAUGUAUACUUACUUGAUUCUCGUAUAAUUUAAAUCUGCACAAAUUGCACAUAGGUUCGUGUACAGUUUAUCAGAAAGAUAUAUCUUGGAACUCAGUAUUUCUACCUCCUGGUUGAAUAUGCCUGAGUUUUUCGGUAAAUAUACUGUGUUGUAAUAACUUAUAUUAUUUGUAGUGCCACUAGCCAUCAUAAUGAUGAUUAAGAAACGUAUGAAAAUAGUGGACUGACCCAAAUGUUAUCUCGCUCUAACCCUAGCUCUGUCUCUAUACUCCUAGUAGUAAAACAAAAGCAAUAAUUGCUCAGUUUUAUUCCUAUUUAUUUGCUACAACAAUAAGUAAUUUAAACACCUGAAUAUUAGUUAUGUAAAGUUUAUUGCAAGAACAUUUCUUGUAAAACACAUAGAAAUACAAUGAAACACUUACUGUAAAAGGAAUGGAUCACAAUGUCUUUAACUUAUUAUAUUACUUAUUUGCCAUCUUUAAUAUAAAUAGUAUAAACAAAUGAAAGUGCCUAAAUAUAGUAAUUUAUCAUAUAA